AUGGGACCGUCUGUCUUCGCACUUGGUCAGAUCUUAGAACUGUGCAAACGACACCCUGAUGUGGUGCAAUUGCUCGUCUCGAACCCGGCCGCCCUGGAAAGCUUGUCCAAGUAUCCGGAGCGCGCUAUGGCUGCUCUGACUAGGCUUGAUACUUCUCAGGACAUUGAGGAAACUGAAGUACCAUACGGCCUCAGUUCCAUGGGCACGCCCGACAUGCUCGCUCGCGUUCGCGAUCUCAACGUCCUAGAGAUUCCAUACCGACCCUGCGAUACCCUGCACGCUCACGAUGCCAUCUACCGCACCUUCAGCGGACAACUGAACCGCGUGCGCGUGAUCUGUACCAGCGAGAACGUCCCGAAGACUGGUUACACUACUAUCCUAUUCAUGCGAGGUCCUCAUCAACCAUACAUGCCUGAUUGCGCUGGUUCUCUUGGGGUAUUCCUGAGCGCUACGCCACGCCUCGAGGACUGGCCGCCCUUUGAGAACUUGUUCGUUUCGCAGACAAAGGACUUUGGAGCGAGGCGCUCUCAUACGCAUGCGGAUGAUUGGCUCUAUGCUGGCCGGUAUGAGCUCAUAGAUAGCCGUUCCCUCGAUGUUCAUGAGGUGGCUCUGUUGCCUGAUGAGACAUUCGAAUACUGGGCCGUCCAUAUCAAUCGCAGACAAGGGGACUAUCUUGCUCGUCUACGUGCGCGCGUCUAUCUUUCCGUCGUCGACCACAUGAACAACAUCACAGAGGAGGAUAUCUCUCGCUGUAUCAGCGAACAUGCCGAGGAUGUUGUCAUAGCUGCUAUUCGAUUGACAGAUAUUAGGGAAGCGCUCUUAGACGGCACCAUUAGACUUCAGGCUUUUGCCAUGCGGCCUGUAGGAUACGACGUGGGCAUUCCGAUGCUUCUGGAGCAAACAAGCAAACGCAUACAAGCCGAGCAAGACGCCGAAGACUCCGGCAUCGAGAUCAUCUCUGGUCCCACCCGCGGUACCAAACGCAAGACACCGCCUACUUAUGCUGAAUCCCCACGUCCUGGUCCAGGCCCGUCGACAUCGAGCUCGUGGCGCGAGCGCGGUAUGGGGUCGUGCGCGUCCCGUACACCUCGUCCGAAAAGGAGUGCUACAAACGUCGCAAUCAACUACCGAGAGUCCGACUCCGAAUGUGAUUUUGAACCAACCCGGACAGCAGGUCCGAGUUCGGGCGCGAGUCAAGUACGACGCGUAGUGCUGUGA
Peniophora sp. CBMAI 1063 is the source of this 1218-nucleotide messenger RNA. The record is from the annotation of a GenBank genome assembly. Lineage: Eukaryota; Fungi; Basidiomycota; Agaricomycetes; Russulales; Peniophoraceae.